AUGGCGGACGGUGCGGGCCAGCAGCCCGACGAGCCGGCGGCGUCGCCCGCUCACGAGGCCGGCUCGCCGCCGGCGCGCGACGACGAAGAGCUGCUCGACGUGGUGAGCACGGCAUCGCUGGACGGCGCUGACUUCUCCGAGGACGAAGAGUACUUUCGCCCCAUCAAGCGGCUCUGCAUGCUCGAGGCACCGGCGAACCCGUCGCCCAAGCCGCUCACCUCCUUCUUCAUCAAGGACAUCCUGAGCCACACCGCGCGCCGUGCGUCCGGCAUUGUGCGGCCCUGGGACCUCGAGUCGGCGAGCCCCGGCCGCCGACGGCCGCGCUCGACCGACGAGGACUCGCGCUCCGAGAGCGACUCCGCCGACAGCCCGGCGGCGCCGCAGCAGCACAGCUCCACGUCGCCGCUGGAUGCACUCUUCGAGAUGACGAGCAAGGCCUUCGAGGGGCUCGAGUCCGGAGACCGGUUGGAUUCCUCCAGGGAGAACGGCGGCUCUUUCAACGGUCGGCAGCCAGUAAAGAAGAAGCGGAAGUCGCGAACGGCGUUCACCAACCACCAGAUCUUCGAGCUGGAGAAAAGGUUCCUCUACCAAAAAUACCUGUCACCCGCCGAUAGGGACGAGAUCGCGCAGUCGCUGGGGCUCACAAACGCCCAAGUGAUCACAUGGUUCCAGAACCGGCGCGCGAAGCUCAAGCGGGAUAUGGAAGAGCUCAAAAAGGACAUGGAUGCUGCCAAGAUCCACACCAUUCACAAGACCCUACUGGACAACAUACAAGAUCUCAGCAGUUUCAAGAAGGACAUCCACAAGGCUGCGAGCGGACCGUGAGCCCCUGACGCCACGAUCUUCUCGGAAAGUCCAAAAAAAGUUCUCGCAAGAACUGUCGAUACCUUCUAUGGGUUCCAUGUGCAGAGACAGCCUUUCUACGGGUAACUCGUCGGACAGUGCGUUGGCGACGCCGCCGUCGCCACUGCUUUGCCAUCUUGUGCUAUGGUCCGCUUCUUCGCGGCGGGCCGCAAGGUGCACACGACAACACACACGCAUGCUACA
Rhipicephalus microplus (southern cattle tick) is the source of this 1047-nucleotide messenger RNA. Its product is annotated as transcription factor LBX2-like. The record is from RefSeq and is a predicted model, not a curated record. NCBI's taxonomy places the organism in Eukaryota, Metazoa, Arthropoda, Arachnida, Ixodida, Ixodidae. Gene Ontology annotation, biological process: regulation of transcription by RNA polymerase II. Gene Ontology annotation, cellular component: nucleus. Gene Ontology annotation, molecular function: DNA-binding transcription factor activity, RNA polymerase II-specific; sequence-specific double-stranded DNA binding.